AUGUCGCUCUGCAUUCAUUUGGACAAACCUGCAGGACAUGCCUAUACCAAUCUCGAUAUUCUAUCCGGCCAUGUUUCUUUGGAGCUCCCUAGCGAUGAAACUAUAACUUCAAUUGUUGUAAAAUUGGAAGGACUCGUGCAAACCAGGCUCAAGGAACCUAAGCGGCACGAAGAGGACAAGGAAAGCAAAAGAUGGGAAACUGAGCUACACAAGGUCUUGUAUCUCACCAAAGUCGUCUUUCCAGCAGAUGAAGUCCAAAAGCAGUCCACCUCGACCACCGGAUUUAAACUCAAGAAGGGAGAAUACAAAUAUCCAUUCGAAUUUAGAAUCCCGAUAAAUAAUGUUUGUAUUCCGCAAACUGGCAUUCUCAAAACGUUGAGCGACUUAGGUCAAGGAUUUGAUCCAGUAAAGGAAACACAGAAACAAGGGCAUCAUGUUAAGACAACUCUUCCGCCUUCCCUUAGUGGAAUACCCCAUGAUAUGGCGUGGUGUCGAUACUUCGUUAAGGUCACUCUCAACCGCCCCCAGUUUUACCGAACGAACACCCGAAAGUUAGAGCUCUUUGUCCUUCUCCCAAUCGAACCACCAAGGCCACCUCCAACUUCAAGAGAAACAUUUGCCAAACGAGAACAUCUCCAAAAUUACCAACAGGGUCCGCCGAGGAAAAAGCGUGGUCUUUUUGACUCGUGGAGGGGUAGGCCGGAUGCUUUACCUCCACCGAUAAACCAGUCUCGAUUCUUCGUCGAAGCCCGUCUACCUUCGCCUCCUAUCAUAACACCAAAAGAACCCAUUCCUCUACGAAUUUUAUUUACAAAACUUGCGCCAUUCACAGCCCCCAUUAUUCUGCGUUCACUCCAGAUUCGCCUCAUAAGCACGACACAUAUUCGCGUGCAUGAUAUCAAACAUGACCUAAUAUCAUCGAGUCAUGCCCACAGCAGUACCCAGUUAGCAAUCCCCAUUGGCCACCCUAACUCUCCCGUCGGGGAAGAAUUAGAAGCCGAAGGUUCGGCAUGGAGCCAGUGGACAUUUCCCAGUUCGGUUCAGCCGAGUUUUGUAACCUGCAACAUCCGUCGUAAGUACGAUCUUGAGAUCUCUGUGGGUGUUAGUCUCGGGUUACAACCACAGUUCGAGGUUGUCAGUCUGAUAAUGCCCGUCGAAGUUUUCUCCGGAAUUCGCCCACCACCCCAGCUCCAACUUCUAAGUUCUCAGCGUCGAAGACCAUCGAAUACUUCACCACCAAAGGAAGUGAAGGGGCCACAAACCGCGACCGCAUCUGCACUAUCAACUAUGCCAGUCAUAUCAGCUAUUUCCCCAGCACCUUCAUCCUCACCAUCGUCAACCAAACUUCCACCCCUCCAAACAAACACAAAUGCCAAUACCGCAACCCCCGUAGAAUAUCCCUUUAGUCCCAUUCAAGUUGCUGAUGGGACACCGCCUGGGACUUUUGUUGCGACAAACUCGCCCGUUAGUGCGGUCGAUGACCUACCUCCAACAUAUGAUGAGGCGACCGCGGUGAAUGUUGGGCCCGUUAGUGGACCGCGCCGGGAAUUUCAACUAGAACCGAGCUAUUUCACGCGGCCUGCUGAAAUGGAAACUCAAAUGACUGGGAAGAGCUAG
Messenger RNA from Orbilia oligospora ATCC 24927, 1617 nucleotides. RefSeq lists its product as uncharacterized. The transcript has 4 exons. The coding region runs from base 1 to 1617 and encodes 538 amino acids. The record is from RefSeq and is a predicted model, not a curated record. Gene Ontology annotation, biological process: ubiquitin-dependent endocytosis. Gene Ontology annotation, molecular function: protein-macromolecule adaptor activity; ubiquitin protein ligase binding. Gene Ontology annotation, cellular component: plasma membrane; cytosol; cytoplasm. Lineage: Eukaryota; Fungi; Ascomycota; Orbiliomycetes; Orbiliales; Orbiliaceae.